This is a messenger RNA of Salvelinus namaycush (lake trout), 5081 nucleotides long. Its product is annotated as adenylate cyclase type 4-like. Gene Ontology annotation, molecular function: adenylate cyclase activity. The transcript is spliced from 27 exons. Gene Ontology annotation, cellular component: plasma membrane. NCBI's taxonomy places the organism in Eukaryota, Metazoa, Chordata, Actinopteri, Salmoniformes, Salmonidae. Gene Ontology annotation, biological process: adenylate cyclase-inhibiting G protein-coupled receptor signaling pathway; adenylate cyclase-activating G protein-coupled receptor signaling pathway; cAMP biosynthetic process. Bases 332 to 4309 code for a protein of 1325 amino acids. The record is from RefSeq and is a predicted model, not a curated record.
CACACACACACACACACAGAGACUCUCGACAGACAGAGGGAGAGAAAGAGAUCGAGGUGAGGGUAUCAUGGUUUCUGGCUUUAAUAAUGUACCGAUGUUGAGAAACUGCUGGCAUAUUUAUAACAGUGGAUUAUUUCAAGAGAUAUACUUACUUUAUAACUUUACCUAUACUUACUAGUAUUUAUGGGUUCAAUCUGAUUGGAGAAUAACCUCAUUUCAUCUCUUUGUGAUUGCAUAAGCUAGACAAGAGACCAGAUAAGGAUCCUCUCCAUCAAGAUAUAGAGUCGCCUUUCCCUGACAACAAGGACAUAGAGAUAAGCACUAAAGUACCAUGCAGGACGACCCUGAGGGAUACUUGGUGAUUGGGGGAAACAGAACGGGAGACAUCCACAGGACUGGUAGUGGGUUUGCUGGUGGGGGAGAUGGGGGAGACAGGGGAGAUGGGCAAGACACAAGCAUGGAGCUGAAGGAUUUGACCAGCAGCACAACAGACAAUGAACAUCCGAUUGCAGAAGAAGAUGAGGGCGGUGACAUCAUAACGCAAAGGAAGGACAUCACAGCAAAAAUGAAUGACAUCAGGACUCAAUGUGAUGACUUCGGAGAUGAGGUCAACGGUGAUUCCGAGAGCCAAUCAGAGCACAGUGAGCCUCGGGUCUACAUAGAGGUGGGCGUGGCUAAGGUGGAGCUAGCCUCGGAACCACUCAAGGCCCAAUCGUCUUUCCAAGAAUCUCCGGAGUUCCCGUCCACUGCGAGCACUGGUAACCAUGGCACUGACAUUAAAACAGACACUUUGAUGAAUGACAGCACAAAAUCCAGCAAUGACUCUGAUAAUGAUAGCGCUAAAACGACCACUGACACUUAUGAUAACUUAGAUGAUAGCGGCAAAGUCAACGGUGAAGAUUCUUCGCACAAAAAGAGUACUGAUGCCUUUAAAUUAAAAACAAACCCACACAAUCACAACUCUGAUCUGGCCAUGAUGGACUCCACAACAACCCUCUGCAGACGUAACCACGACAACUACACAACCCCCGACAUCCCGUCCGACGACACUUCCACUUCCAGAUCGGAAACUUCAGUCCCUCUCAACCAAUCGGCCCCUGCGCCCGACAUCACAUGGGACGACACCCCGAACGUCAGGGAGGGGGGUGAAGGCGACGGUAGACCGCCCUCACAGAGGAGUGUAGCAGAGGGGGUGUGCUGCUGCUACAGAGCAGUACACAAGGCCUUCAUAAGGUGCCUAGAGGAGACACCAGCCAUGCUCCCUGGACUGUUGCUGGCCAUGGGCUUCUGUGUGGCUAUCAUCAUCCUUAUACCAACUACCGGAAGGCUGAAAGAGAACAUCAGUGUCCAUGUAGGGGCCCUGUCUGUGGUCUGUGUGGUGCUGUGUUUGAGCACAGCCCUGCUGGUGGCCCUGCCCUGGCUGGCCGUGGUGAGGCGGUGUGGGGGAGCGCUGUCACUUUGCCUCUGGGGGGCCCUGUAUGUCACAGCUAUAGUCUUCACCUUCACCGGAGGGCCCGUCACCGCAUGGGAACAGGUAGCGUUCUUCCUCUUCCUGUCUCUGUGUGUGUACACGGUGCUGCCCCUGUCCCUAGCCUGGGCUCUGAUGGUGGGCAUAGGGACCAGUGUGUCACACAUCAUCAUCAUCAGUGUCUACGUUCCCGUCACCAGGCCUAACACACCAGACCUGGCAGUGCAGCUGGUGGCCAAUGCUGUGUUGUUUUUGUGUGUGAACUGUGUGGGAGUUUUUCACCUGUGGCUGACUGAGCAUGCCCACAGGAAGUCCAGUAAGAAGAAAGAGAGGUUCAGCGCCAUGCGCUCCCAGAGGGACAUGCAAAAACACCAGCAGGAGCACCUCCUCCUGUCUGUGUUGCCACGAUAUAUCGCCAUGGAGCUGAAGACGGAGAUCAUCAAACGACUGUCGGAGAAUAAAGAGAAAGGACAGAACUUUCACAGUCUGUACAUCCGGCAACACAAAGAUGUCAGUAUUCUGUAUGCUGACAUUGUGGGGUUUACUAAGCUGGCCAGUACCUGUUCUCCUGAGGAGCUGGUGGGAGUCCUCAAUAAGCUCUUCGGCAGGUUCGAUGACAUUGCCAAGAAGAACGAGUGUUUGCGCAUAAAGAUCCUGGGUGAUUGUUACUAUUGUGUGUCGGGUCUGCCAGACCCCAUCCCAGCCCACGCCAGGAACUGUGUUCAGAUGGGACUCGACAUGUGCACGGCUAUCAAUAAACUACGGGAGGCUACUGGUGUGGAGAUCAGUAUGAGAGUGGGUGUGCACUCCGGCAACGUUCUCUGUGGCGUGAUUGGUCUACAGAAGUGGCAGUACGACGUCUGGUCACAUGACGUGACCCUGGCCAACCAUAUGGAGUCUGGGGGCAUGCCAGGGCGUGUCCACAUCACAGAGGAGACACUGGGACACUUAGCUGGGGUGUACCAAAUGGAGGACACUGACGGGGGAAGCCGGGAUGCUCUGCUAAAGGGGAGGAAAACCUACCUGGUGAUCGACCCCCAUAAGGAAGACACCACCUCUAAGAGGAAGGAAAAGACAAACAUCCUGACGGUCAGUGGUCAUAAGCAGCGAGCCUCAGUGAGGAUGUCUCAGUACCUGCAGUCCUGGCAGACCAUCUGUCCAUUCUCUGACCUCAGCAACCCUGAGGCCACACCCACCCAGCUGCCAAUCAACCCGACCUGCGCCAGCACGAACCAAUCACAGCCAUCCGCAGAUAGACCACCUACUCAGACCGAUUCCAGCAGUACCAGUCCGGUCCUGGACGAUGGCAUAAGAGGGUCGUUAGAUACUAUUGACGCUGCAGGGCGGAGAGAAAAGAAGCUGAACUGCAUCACGCUGUUAUUCAAUGACCUAAAGCUGGAGAAACAGUUUCGUCUCUCAGAGGUCAAAGGUCUACACCAGUCAGUAGGCUGCAUGGCUCUCAUCUUCGUGUCUCUGUUUACUGUCCAAAUGCUCGUCUCCCAGAAGAACUUUCACAUGGCUGUGUCGUAUGGUGUCACCUUCCCUGUUCUAGUGUUGCUUCUCUCUGUGGUCUGCACUGGAUACCUCAAGAUUUGGCGCUCUAAAAUCCCUCUCAGUCUACAGUGGGUGACGUCGCUGUCGCAAGGAGUGGCCACAAGGCCGGCGGCACGUUUACUGCUGGUCUGCCUUUGUCUACUCAUCACCUUGCUUAUGGCCAUACUGAACUUUUUCUUUCUACCUGGAAACGACUGUACCUCCAACUCGUACAACACGUCGCAGCUACAGAACCUCAACCUGUACACCAUCCCUUAUUACCUGUACUGCUGCCUGCUGGCUAUGCUAGGUGUGGUGGUGUUUGUGAGGACGUGCAUGUCCAUCAAGGUGUUGCUCCUCACACUGGCUGUAGUAGUCUACCUGUCUCUCUUCCUCUACGUCUACGCACCUCGCUCAGACUGUUACAUGGCCCUGCUCUACAACGAUACAAAGCCUGGAGUCCUAAAGGAGCCUAAGAUCAUGGCUGGAGUUUGGCUGUUCGUCUUCUAUUUUACAUGCCUGAUACUGGCACGACAGGACGAGUUGGGCUGUCGCGUGGAGUUCCUACUGCAGCAGUGUUUCAGAACUGAGAGGGUUGAGAUGGAGACCAUGGAGAAUGUUAACAAACUACUACUGAAGAAUGUCCUACCUCUUCAUGUAGCAUCUAAAUUCAUGGGCAAGACCAGAAGCAACCAGGACCUGUACAGCCAGUCCUGUGACUGUGUGUGUGUGAUGUUCGCCUCGGUACCCCAGUUUAAGGAGUUCUACAGCGAGAGCAGUGUGAACCGAGAUGGACUGGAGUGUUUACGUUUCCUCAAUGAGAUCAUCUCAGACUUUGACGAGCUUCUCUCUGAGCCAAAGUUCUGUUCUGUGGAGAAGAUUAAGACUAUUGGCAGCACCUACAUGGCAGCUGCUGGUCUGACCAAUCCUGCUAUAGGGGACGAGCGAAAGGACUGUGAUGUGUCCUACAGCCAUGUACGCAGCAUGGUAGAGUUUGCCAUCGCUCUGAAGAACAACUUGGAGUCCAUCAACCAACACUCCUUCAACAGCUUUAAGCUACGCAUCGGGAUAAACCAUGGUCCAGUGAUUGCGGGGGUGAUCGGAGCCCACAAACCACAGUAUGAUAUCUGGGGGAACUCUGUGAACGUGGCCAGUAGGAUGGACAGCACCGGAGUACUAGACAAGAUCCAGGUGACCGAGGAAACAGCGCAGGUGGUAAAGACCUUUGGCUUCAGUGUGACCAAGAGAGGAGUCAUCACCGUCAAGGGCAAGGGAGAACUUAUGACCUACUUUAUCAACACCGACUGACCAAUCAUCUUCUCUGUUCUGACCUCUCCAACCAAUCAUCAUCACUCAUUUAGCCACACAUCAAACUCUGACCUAUCUCAAUCGUCCUUAUUUAUUCGCAUGCAGUAAUGCUGUGAACGGGGACACUGCAUUAGGAGGAAGGAGGUGUUGUCUUUGGAUGAAUAUGUUAAACCAAAUACAGAAUGUCAAAAAAGAAAUACUUGAUUGGUAGGCAAUUUGUGAUAAUUUAUUACUUGUGUUUUGAAUGAAUCUGUCACUACUCAUGAACUAUUGUAUCUAUCUGUGUGUGAUCUUUGAUGACAGACAACAAAACAAAGCCAUUUAGGAAUAUGCUCUUAGUAAUGACAGUGACACAGAGUGGGUUCAAGGCAAGCAAUGACAGUGAAUGUUCCUUAUUAGGAAAUUAUAGGCUACAUGGAAACACAAGAUUGUGUACUUUUCAAUGGUUUCCUAAAAGGGAUGUUAUAUAUAAUAAGAAUAUGUAUGGGCUGUUAUGUUAUUUAAAUGGAUGAGGAAGUAGUUGACAGUAGGCUAUCACUGCCAAAGGUACUGCUGCAUUCACACUUUUGAAUCCAUCUGCCGCCACUUUAAUACCAUGAAAAUGCAAUAUAACUUACUGUAUUUAACUUUUGGUAAUGUAAUUUCAGAUAAAUGUUUUUUAUUUUGUUUUUAAAGAGAUUGAUAUAUUUUGUCUAUUCUGAACAAUUUUAUAAGCACGCCUGGGCAUACAGUAUAUGAAUGUGCAUACAAAUAAACUAAGAUGUGGAAGGUU